Molecule: messenger RNA, 4885 nt
Organism: Coregonus sp. 'balchen'
Lineage: Eukaryota; Metazoa; Chordata; Actinopteri; Salmoniformes; Salmonidae
Source: the annotation of a GenBank genome assembly
AUACAGUAUAUAACAUGCCGGGCUCUAACGUGCUCAGAGCCCAACAGAAACUACCCCUUCCCUGGAUACAUUGACAUCAGCUCACUGGUGGUCCAAGAUGACUAUAUGUUUAUUCAGGUAAGGCUCUGUCUGAGGAGAAUAGAUUGUACCAUAUUGUAUGUAGACCAUGAUGCAUUGCGUAGGAUGCGCAUCGUUAGCCUUGAGUGAUAUGGGCAUGUGUUAUGUGUUACGCACAACUUGGUUUGGCUAGGACUGGGAGGAGAUUAGCAUAUUUUACAGCACCACAUGCAACAACUGGUUGAUCCUCAGGUGUGAGGAAAUGGUAUGAUAGAGUGAUUCAACUGUAAUUAAUAAAAAAUAUUAAUAUUUCUGAUUAAUUGUUAUGUUGACACAUUUUAUUAAUGGCAGGAUGUUCUUGAUUAGGAUAGAAAUGGGCACCAUUGAAAGACACAAAGUUUUUUAAUUGUUCAUUUUGCAAUCUGAAUAUGUACAGUGUAUAUUGUAUUCAUGUCAUUCUCACCUCUGAACCUUGACCAGUCUCUAUGCUGCAUGGGUAUUUUAUUUCUAACUGUUUCCAUAAUUUAUAUUGUCAAAAAAACUAUUUAGACACAUUCUGUAUCAAGAAAAGGAACCUCGCAUGACAUAUUUAAAAUAUGCUAACCUUUUGUUUGACCCUUCGUUCGAGAGUCUGCAUUUGCACACUAUUCUGAUUCAGAUGUGAAACCUAGAGAGUUUUAUAUUUAUCCACAUCAGUCCCCCAGUAUGUCAUAUAAAUCAUAAUUUGUGCGAGAGAGAGAAAUCUAAAAUGGUAAUGUACUGAAUUCCUAGUAAUGCUGGUGCAGUUUUGGGGUUAUGUUAUUUACUUUGACAUUGUGUAAAUGAGGAUGCAUGAAUUUAAAAAUAAACAGGAAGAUAGGAAUAAUUACCCCACCAAUCCAGUCCAGUAUAAAUAACUUUUCCAUCCAAAUGUAACUCCAAAGUCCUACCUAGUUAUUUGAAGUAUUUGAAGGGGAGAGUUACCGAUGUCUUUCUAUUAGAACAUGAAUUAGGGCCAAGAGUUUUUACAGGUCAGGUCACAUGGUCAGGGAAAAUUCCUGGUCCUAACUAUUUCAAUUAGAGACAGGAGUUUUCCCUGGAGCAAGUGGCUUGACCAGGAAAACUCUAGGCUCUAGUAGCCUAUGUCAGGAGUUCAGGAAGAACUCCUAGUCCUACACUUGAUGUCUUGAAAAAACUCUGCCAUGUAGUUAUAGCCUACGCAGGGCCAAGACUUCUUCAUUAGGUCACAUUUUCAGGAAAAUUCCAGGCCCUACACAUGAUUGGCUUCAUUCUGCCAGAAUAAUGACCUGAAAAUAAAGAUCUGUGGUCUACCAGAUCCCUCAACCAUGUUUUUACCACACUCAUACAUCUCCCUACCUAAACACACACCCACUCAACUUGAAUCUCCAACUGCAUCUUCAAUUCAGGGAACCUACAAUGUUUUUUCGUGUUGUGUCACAGCCGAACGGAUUCUGUGAAAGGGGGUAAUGAAAAACUUUCAGUUCAAAACCGCCCCUGGUUACUCUCCAUCGACUUUGAGCCUCUUAACUCACUGUGCCCACUGUUCAUUCCUUAGCACACUAAGAGGCCUAUUUGGUUCUGUCAUAUAAUAAUGAGCCUAUUUCACCUCUCCCCUUUUUCUACCCAGAAAGCCAGCAGCUUGUCUUGUGGUUAUAUUCUCGAUUAAUGGAAUUAUGAAAGAGGACGCUAGGACAAUCACACUUUUGUUGUCGAAAAAUUGUUCUCCUAUCCUGAUAGCCUCCGAAGCCUGUGCUCUAAUUACAGGUUUCUAAUGCUUUCUUCCCUGCUGGCUGUGUUUGUACUGCAUAGGCUAACAGCAGCUAACAGCAGCUAACAGCUCAAGUGUUUGCUUGCUGAGGCGCUGGUUUCAUUAAGGAUGACUUUCCAAUGACAGGCCACUGAGCAUUGCUUGGGAGAGUUAAAGAUUUAUCUUGACAGAGAAUAGUGAGGCUAUUGAUUGUCCCUAUGAGAUAUUUACCCAAGUCUACCUCCAAAACCACAAAGGGCAUUGACACCAGGAGAGGACGUGAAAGGAGCAGUUUCCUCUGUAUGCUAGCCAGGAGAUUUUCUCAAUAGAAAAAUCCGGAAAUAGCCAUUUAAAUUCCUUAUGUGUCAAUGUCCCUCUCUGACAAUGAAGUAUACAUCUUUACAUCAUAAACAAUGUUAUGUAUGUUUACUUGGGUGAGGGUUGCAAGAUGAAUACAUUUAUGCCAGGCUGCCCAUCAUUACGCACACCUGUCACCAUCAUUACGCGCAUCUUUGCUUCAUUGGACUCACCUGAACUUCAUCACUGUUUGGUUACCUCCCCUAUAUCUGUCUGUUCCUCAGUUUGAUCCCCGUGUCUGCAUUAAUGUUGUUUCGUUUCCGUUGUCCAGACGCUGUCAGUGUUUUGUUCCUGUCUGUUUUUUCAUAAAAUGUUCACUCCCUGUACUUGCUUCUCGUCUCCCAGCAUCUGUCCUUACAAUUUUACAGUAAUAAACACAUGCCUCCGGAGAUACAUACAGUAGAUCAAUUAUUCAGAUUGCAUACUUUUUAAAAUUUAGCAAAUAUUUCUUACAUUUAACUCUGCAUUGUUGUGAAAGGGCUCGUAAGUAAGCAUUUCACGGUAAAGUCUAAAACUGAUGUAUACGGCGCAUGUGACAAAUAACAUUUGAUUUGAUUUGAAGUAACCAACUAUUUCCCCCCUUGUUUCCUCCCUGCAACAAAAUGAUUUAGCUGUAGAAAUACAGUGCCUUGCAAAAGUAUUCAUCCCCGUUGCCGUUUUUCCUAUUUUGUUGCAUUACAACCUGUAAUUUAAAUUGAUUUUUAUUUGGAUUUCAUGUAAUGGACAUACACAAAAUAGUCAGAAUUGGUGAAGUGAAAAAAAUAACUUCUAAAAAAUAAAUAACGGAAAAGUGGUGCGUGUAUAUGUAUUCACCCCCUUUGCUAUGAAACCCCUAAAUACGAUCUGGUGCAACAAAUUACCUUCAGAAGUCACAUAAUUAGUAAAAUAAAGUCCACCUGUGUGCAAUCUAAGUGUCACGUGAUCUGUCACAUGAUCACAGUAUAUAUACACCUGUUCUGAAAGGCCCCAUAGUCUGCAACACCCCUAAGCAAGGGGCACCACCAAGCAAGCGGCACCAUGAAGACCAAGGAGCUCUCCAAACAGGUCAAAGACAAAGUUGUGGAGAAGUACAGAUCAGGUUUGGGUUAUAAAAAAAUAUCUGAAACUUUGAACAUCCCACGGAGCACCAUUAAAUCCAUUAUUAAAAAAUGGAAAGAAUAUGGCACCACAACAAACCUGCCAAAAGAGGGCCGCCCACCAAAAUUCACGGACCAGGCAAGGAGGGCAUUAAUCAGAGAGGCAACAAAGACACCAAAGAUAACCCUGAAGGAGCUGCAAAGCUCCACAGCGGGGGGAUUGGAGUAUCUGUCCAUAGGACCACUUUAAGCCGUACACUCCACAGAGCUGGGCUUUACGGAAGAAUGGCCAGAAAAAAAGCCAUUGCUAAAAUAAAAAAAUAAGCAAACACGUUUGGUGUUCGCCAAAAGGCAUGUGGGAGACUCCCCAAACAUAUGGAAGAAGGUAUUCUGGUCAGAUGAGACUAAAAUUGUGCUUUUUGGCCAUCAAGGAAAACGCUAUGUCUGGCGCAAACCCAACACCUCUCAUCACCCCCGAGAACACCAUCCCCACAAUUAAGCAUGGUGGUGGCAGCGUCAUGCUGUGGCGAUGUUUUACAUCGGCAGGUACUGGGAAACUGGUCAGAAUUGAAGGAAUGAUGGAUGGCGCUAAAUACAGGGAAAUUCUUGAGGGAAACUUGUUUCAGUCUUCCAGAGAUUUGAGACUGGGACGGAGGUUCACCUUCCAGUAGGACAAUGACCCUAAGCAUACUGUUAAAGCAACACUCGAGUGGUUUAAGGGGAAACAUUUAAAUGUCUUGGAAUGGCCUAGUCAAAGCCCAGACCUCAAUCCAAUUGAGAAUCUGUGGUAUGACUUAAAGAUUGUUGUACACCAGUGGAACCCAUCCAACUUGAAGGAGCUGGAGCAGUUUUGCCUUGAAGAAUGGGCAAAAAUCCCAGUGGCUAGAUAUGCCAAGCUCAUUGAGACAUACCCCAAGAGACUUGCAGCUGUAAUUGCUGCAAAAGGUGGCUCUACAAAGUAUUGACUUUGGGGGGGGGGGGGGGGGGGGGGGGGUGAAUAGCUAUGCACGCUCAAGUUCUCUGUUUUUUUGUCUUAUUUCUUGUAUGUUUCACAAUAAAAAAUAUUUUACAUCUUCAAAGUGGUAGGCAUGUUGUGUAAAUCAAAUGAUACAAACCCCCCCAAAAAUCAAAUUUUAUUCCAAGUUUUAAGGCAACAAAAUAGGAAAAAUGCAAAGUGGGGUGAAUACUUUCGCAAGCCACUGUCUCUGUAGCAUUACUACACAAUGGUGUGUAGUCUCAUAGUGUGUAGUUUCACUCAUGUAGUCUUAACUCUUCUACUGCAGCUGUUAAAAGACACUAUGGUGUGUAGAGUACAUUGGCAGCCAUAGUGUUAAACGUUCAAUGUGCACAUCAGACCUGAUCUUGUGACACCCAACACGUACUCGGCAGCUUGUUACAACCCCCACCCAUGUGAUCCAUCAUCUCUUGAUAAAUCCUCUAAACUCUCCAACCCACCAUCCUCUGCCACCAGGAUCUCCACAUCGUCAGCACAGACGAGCACCAGGUCUUCGCGGCGGUGCAGGAGUGGAACCAGAACGACACCUACAACCUGUACCUCUCCGACACCCGGGGCAUCCUCUUCACCCUGGCCAUGGAGAACGUCAAGACCACCCGGGGCCUGGGGGGCAACCAGAUGCUGGACCUGUAC